UUUCAGGACAUUAUUGAGACUGGUAGAACAAUGAAAGCUCUGCUUUCAAAAAUAAAAGACAAGAAACCAAUGAUAGUAAAAGCCUGCUCCUUAAAACGACAUGUCAGAAUCCAGGAAACAGACCAGACUGUCUUCAAAGCGGCCGUGCAGGCACUCUGUGUGAAGGUUUGCCACACACUCAUGGAUAACAUGGCUCACAUCUGUGUUCUGAAAGAGAAUGCAAAAGAGAAAUACAGGAUAUCAUAAUGUCAGUCUUCUGGAGCACUAAUUCCUGGCUGCUGAUUAGGUGAUAAACCAUUACACCAGGAAAUUACUUCUGCUCCUUGUGUGUCCCUAAGAACCAGAAGCUACCUGUUACUGUCCAGGACCUGCAGCUCGCUGAUUCCCACUUGUACUAUGCGCUGAACACCAACUGUUGAGACCCUGGGUUUUUCCCGUCGCGAAGGUGCAGCCCGGAGCUGGGGCCGAGGGUCUGGCAACGAGGAGCGUUGCCAGCGUGCACGUCACGUUCCACGCCCCGGAGCGGAUUCCUCCCCCUCCGCCCGGGGACCGGGGGGGCACCAGGGCUGGAAGGAGCGGGGAUCGAGGCCCCCCCGACGUCACCGCCCCCGGCCCGGCCCCGACGAUCGGGUGCUGCGGUUGCCGGGGAACCGCGGGCGCGGCCACAGCGGCUGUGACGGCGCCGCCGCCUCAGUUGCCGCAGAGCGCGCUCCGCGGUAGUUGUUCGCAGCCUGUGCUCGCGCAACGGCUGCGCUCAGCGAUUUGACAAGUGACUUGUUCACAGGACAUUGCGAGCUUUGGUCUCUGAACUCGCGAGCAUUGGUCUCUGCGAGGGUGUACUGAAUUUCAUUUGAAGUUUUGUUGAGGCAUUGUCGCUCAUCUGCGACAUCCUCCCUUCAAAAUGGCGUCUGGAUUGCAAAAGAAGACACCAACACCUCGUCUUUUGACCCGGGAAAUGCUGAAAUCUUUUACUCUGCUUCCCUCUAAGUUCCUGAGGGAGAAGCUUCUCGGCACAAAGAAGGAGGCCAACACUGGGAAGAGUAUGCUGCCCAGAAUUGGCCCACUUCAAGACACAAGUGAGGCUCGUCAAAAGUUGUUGUCAGGUCCUCCGAAACAGAGCUCGCUUGGGGUUUCCCCGUCAGAGAUGGUAUUUCAGAACUUCGUCCCUCAUGAGGUCUCUGAAAUGGUGCUGUCUCUCAUUAAUAAGAACAAGUUUCCUCAGAUGGUGAAGGUCUCCAUGGAGAGCUCACCUUACUUCCAGCUCAUGUGCUCCAACGACGCGUACCGUGUGGUGCUGCCGGGCGCGUCUGUGCCUGUGCGCAUCCGCUUCACCCCCGACGAGAACAAGAAUUAUUCCCACAAGCUUGUCUGCAUCACUGCAAGGGAAAGGAUCGUUGUGCCCAUCCGGGCCAUUGGUGCCCCAGUUGUCCUGGACUUCCCUGCCCAGCUGGACUUCUCGGUGUGUCCAGUCAAGUACAGCACCCAGAAGACUCUUCUGGUCCACAACACUGGUAACCUGGAAGCUCAUUACCAGCUGAGCACCCAGAGUCCUUUCUCCGUGGUGCCGGCCACAGGAACUCUGGGCGCUGGUUGCACCAUGCAGGUGACAGUGGGAUUUCACCCGCUGACCAACGGUGACCAUUGCGGGUCCCUGUGCUGCAAAACAGGGGAAGAAAGUAUCCACACAAAGCUCCUUGGAGAAGCUGUAGAUGUCGAUGUCAGGUUGAGCACCAGUUCCGUGGACGUUGACAAGACUUUCAUCACCAUGACAAGACACAAAACCGUUUUCAUUGAAAACAGGAGUAACAUCACAGUCCACUUCCAGUGGAAGGCUUUUCCUACAGAGGAAGAUGAGAAUGAAGAGAAGAAGAGGCAGCGUCGUUUGCUGCACCCACCGACUAAGGUGCGGCUGGAAAAAAUCAAGGAGGAGAAAAAAACAGAGAAGGAGAAGGGCUCUUUUGAAGAUCACAUUGCCCUCAUAAGAAGCAUGGUCCAGGAGAAAAUGGCAAAGGUGCAAGAAGACUCCAUGCUGUUCUCCAGUGACUUUUUUUUCAUUGAGCCAAUGUGUCACAGGGAGCAGUUACUGUAG
Messenger RNA from Haemorhous mexicanus (house finch), 2089 nucleotides. Its product is annotated as hydrocephalus-inducing protein homolog. Gene Ontology annotation, cellular component: axoneme. The transcript is spliced from 13 exons. The record is from RefSeq and is a predicted model, not a curated record. Bases 902 to 2089 code for a protein of 395 amino acids. Gene Ontology annotation, biological process: axonemal central apparatus assembly; cilium movement. Lineage: Eukaryota; Metazoa; Chordata; Aves; Passeriformes; Fringillidae.